Messenger RNA from Wickerhamiella sorbophila, 654 nucleotides. RefSeq names its product Ran-specific GTPase-activating protein 1. The record is from RefSeq and is a predicted model, not a curated record. Bases 1 to 654 code for a protein of 217 amino acids. The transcript has a single exon. Gene Ontology annotation, biological process: protein import into nucleus. NCBI's taxonomy places the organism in Eukaryota, Fungi, Ascomycota, Dipodascomycetes, Dipodascales, Trichomonascaceae. Gene Ontology annotation, molecular function: GTPase activator activity. Gene Ontology annotation, cellular component: nuclear pore; cytoplasm.
AUGCCAGAGGAGAAGCCGACUGCACCCACUGCCACACAGCCUGAGGGCGCUGCUGCACCGACCGAGGGCGCUGCUGCUAUUCCCAAGAACGUAUUCAGCAUGUUUGGUGGUGGCAAGAAGGACACUAAGAGCGAGGAGGCCAAGGGUGAGGAGGCCAAGGGCGAGGACGCCGCAGCCACCAAAGAGAAUGAGGAUGAUGACAAGGCUCCAGAGGAGGAGGCCGAUGUGCAUUUCGAGCCGCUGGUCCAGCUCGAGCGUGUGGAGGUCAAGACUAACGAGGAGGACGAGGACACCAUCUACAAAGAGCGGGCCAAGCUGUUCCGGUUCCACAAGGACAUCAACGAGUGGAAGGAGCGUGGCACAGGCGACGUCAAGUUCCUCAAGCACAAGACCACCGGCAAAGUUCGCCUGGUCAUGCGUCGUGACAAGACUCUCAAGAUCUGUGCCAACCAUUUCAUCUCUCCAGAGUACCGUUUGAGUCCCAACAUCGGCUCCGAGCGCAGCUGGGUCUACAAUGUCACUGCCGAUAUCUCCGAGGGCGAGCCUGAGGCCCAGACGCUUGCCAUUCGCUUCGGCAACAAGGAGAACGCUACCAAGUUCAAGGAGGAGUUCGAGGCCGCUCAGAAGGCCAACAAGGAGAAGGAGUCCAGCUAG